UCUUUUCUUCUCUCUUUCUUCUCCUUCUCAUAACUCUCUCUUUCUUCGUAAAGGUACCUCUUUUGCAAUCUCUCAGGACUUCUCUCAUGGCAGAGCGUUCGACCGUUCCCAAGUUUGGAAACUGGGAAGGUGAGGAGAAUGUUCCUUACACAGCUUACUUUGAGAAAGCUCGUAAAGGAAGAGCUCCAGGCGGUAGAGUAAUGAACCCGAACGACCCGGAAGAUAACUCGGAUUCGCAGUCUCAAGCACCUUCAAGACCCAAACCUGAGGAAGUUGACCCAGUUAGAAGGUCGCGUGAACGGACGAGAAGCCCAGAAGAGAGCGAGUUGAAGCAGUUUGGUGGUGAUGGCAGUGGUUCAUCCAACGACAAAAGACAAGGAAGGACUUCUCAGAACAAUAGCUACGAUAAGUCCCCGUUGCAUAAAAAUUCAUAUGAUGGUACUGGAAGAUCAAAGCCCAAACCAAACCUUAGAGCUGACGAAAGCCCUGAAAAUGUGACGGUGGUGCCGAAAUUCGGUGAUUGGGACGAGAAUAAUCCGGCGUCGGCUGAUGGGUAUACACACAUUUUCAACAAAGUCCGUGAAGAGAGAAGCACUGGAGCCAAUGUGAGUGGAUCUUCACGAACGCCUACUCACCCAAGCACCCGUACUAACCCUUCCAACAGCUCCAAAUGUUGCUGCUUUGGCUUUGGAGGAAACUGAAAGGGAAACGUUUGUUUCGGGAACAAUAUUUUAUAUAGUUAUCGAGAAAUCAGUGUGUUGUAAUCUUAAUGAUCAGACGGUCGAGUAUUAAUAGAAUAAGACAUAUCAGUCACACUUUUAUAGUAUAGUUUUUGUAUGUAUGUUUUGUAAUUUUUUCAUUUUUCAUUUUCCUUUUUGUGUGUUUCAAGUCACACAUUCCAUUUUCGGAACUGCUUGCAGAUUCAUUAUAUCUUGCUACGG
This is a messenger RNA of Eruca vesicaria subsp. sativa (arugula), 941 nucleotides long. The record is from the annotation of a GenBank genome assembly. Lineage: Eukaryota; Viridiplantae; Streptophyta; Magnoliopsida; Brassicales; Brassicaceae.